Molecule: messenger RNA, 2310 nt
Organism: Protopolystoma xenopodis
Lineage: Eukaryota; Metazoa; Platyhelminthes; Monogenea; Polystomatidea; Polystomatidae
Source: the annotation of a GenBank genome assembly
AUGUUGCUACGUCUAUUUAUCGUCUUGCUAGCCUCCUCUGUGCUAGAUAUAGUCCAGCAUCGCUCUGCCGCGACCACUAUGGCUUAUUCAAGUUUGUUUUCUGUCACCUUGUCUGCAAUAGAGAUGACUUCUAUCCACCACCGCCUCGUUAUUGCUCUCCUUUUUCUUCAUCUCGCCAGUUUAGCGCUCGACCCAGUGCGACAGUAUAGUGGCCAGGGUAUGAAAAGGAGCAGUGGAAAUAGCGAGAAAGAGACUGAAAGGGUGCCUGGGGGAAGCGGGUACACGGCUUCGCCAAAUCGUGGCCCGUCUCUUAGGUUGGCUUGUACACUUUCUUCAGACUUGUCUCCAUCGGCCAUCAUCCAUCAGCACCAUCAGCACCAUCCAAAGUUGCCAGUUUGGCAAAACCUUUCAACUCAACCCUACGAGGUUGAGCUCGACAUGCAAGACCUUUACGCUGAAGGGGUGGCCCGGAGCCCUGCUGCAAUUGCUCGCAGCACCUUCACCCGAGAUGUUCUCCAUUCCGCCUCGACAUCUGCAUCUGAUGCCGAGUAUAGACCGUAUUGUCAACUAGACCCUUUUUUUCACAUUCACUCUUCCCACGUCUGCUCUUCACACUCCGCCGCCUUCCAGAAGGGCUCACUCCCUCUCCUCCACAUGUCCAGUCUGCCCACGACCUGCCAGCGCCAGCAUCUGCUGCUCCCCUCGGCAGUCACAAUGCCCAAGUCCAGUCCCGCUCUUGCCGCGGCUGUAGCAGCAGCAGCUGCUGCCGCCGCCGCCGCCGCCGCCGCCAGUGCAGUCACACGUUCUGGAAGAAACUGUGCCAGUAUGAAUGGCUCGGCGUCGGAUUCCGAAUCGGACGCCAGACUGAGCCUUUGUCCGACUGUACAGUUGGAGCUGCCUGGCUCACCGUCUAAAGUCUCACUACCCUCAACCACAGUUGCUUCUUGUUCAUUUUCCUCCUCUUCAUCUUCCUUUUCUUCCUCCUCCUCCUCCACCUCUUCUUCUUCAUCCUCCCUCUCAUCUUCUUCAUAUGCUUCGGCCACCUCUUCGAAUCUGGCCAACGGCUUCGGACUUCUGGGUUGCCCGUCUGUCCCUUUAGUCCCUUCCACCUGCUCUUCUUCUUCUUUCGCCAUCGCUGCCGCCGCCCCCUCGACAUCCGCAUCAUCUUCGUCCUCCUCAGCAUUAUCAGAGUUUGUAUGUCUUUCGCAAGUUCAGAUGCGUAAAGUUGCCCGAAGCGGGGAGGUCGAUUUGGAAGAGAACGAAAAAGAGGAUGAUGGGGACGAGAGGGAUGAAGGGAACGGAGAGGAGGAAGAGGAUGAUGGAGAGGAGACAGCGGAUGAGGAGCAUGACGUUGUAACAGCAGAAGCUGCGGAGGAAAACGACGAGCCGAUGGUUGCACAUGAACGCAACGCGUUAUCGACGCCAAUACGCUCCUAUUCGCAUACAGCCAUUGGUGGAAUGAAAAUGUGUCCUGGUGACGACGACAAUGGUACUAUCAUCGGCCCGGCUGAGAAACGAUGGCAAACGACCUCUGCGGAAGAAGCAGAGGAUAGGCAAGAAGAUGAGGCUGUGACGGCGAUUGCAGUUUCUCUGGCUUGUCCAACGUCAGGGCAACUUCGUGACCGAAGAAAGCGCAAGCAUGUAUCGCGACUCGCUGGUGCUCCAGUAAAUUCAGGCCAGCCAAAUGAUUAUCUUAACAUUGACUCGCAACAUGUUAAUUCUACUCAUUCACUGCAUUCAGCAUCGCCGGUUUGUGAGGCAAGUGAGUCGAAGCGAAGUCGUGGUCCUGGUACGUUUGUAAAUGAUCCCUAUUCAGCGGAGGCUUUUGAUAAAGAGGCAGAUGCGCCUCAGUCUCCAGGUCCCGGGUAUGUUGUAAGCCCCGGCGGCGGCUUGACAACUGCUUCUUCAAAUAGUCACGGAUUGCCUUGUCCCUGUGGUCUGAGGUUUCCUAGUUCAACACAAUUCGUGCGUCACGCACGCCUCUGUCCCCAAUUCGCGGCAACCGCCGCCAGUUUCGCCGAGGCGGCGGCUGCUGUCGGCAACAGUCAACGAAGCUGUGAAGAAGAGAGUGCUUCCGAUUCACCGGAUGGAAUGGCAACUGGUCAGCAACAGCAGCGUAACGCAUUUUCGCGAUCCUUACAGACGUCGACAAAUUGCGGCCUGGUUUCUGAGUCGUCAGUGUCUGUACACCGGCGAUCUACGACCAGAUCGAGUGACCAGACCAAUUUGAGCCAUCGUCAAGUAGCAGUGAACACUGGAGCUGGUCGAGCCCUCGAUCUCUCCGUCCGUGGAGCCUUGUUGCCGUCGUCG